AGUAGUCACCAUUAUAUAAAAACACAAAUAUUUACAUUUUUUAUUUUACCUAGUAUGUACGUCAAUAUACUAAAAAGAUAAGUAAUAUAUUAUGAUUCUUAUAUAUUUUAGGUAAUCUUCACUAACUCAACAUGUUUCAUAAUAUUAGUGUUUGCUAAUUGUAAAUUCAAGUAUAGUUUUUAGUUUUUUCUAUAUUUAAUUUAAUUAGCAAAAUACAAUCAUGGUUUUAACUAUAGCAUUGGUCCACAUAUUCCAGCAACCAUUUCAAACAAUUAAAACAUGUUAUAAUCAAAUUAGACAAAAGGACGAGGUUGUUAAAAUUUCAGAAUUAAUUGAUGAACAUAUUGAUGAUCAUGGAUUUGAAUACACAAAACAUAGGUUGGUCUGUCAUAAUAUUAUUCCUCAAGUAUUAAGACGUGAUGAAGCUUUACAUGUUCCGGAAUUUAUUAUUGAAGAAGAAUGUUGGUAUGACGAAAAAGGUCAAAAAUUUUGGGCAAGAACCAGGAAUUUAAGUUGGUCAGAAAUAGCCACUUUAUCAAAUAUAAUUACAUUAUCCAUUACACCAAAUCCAACAUGGACAAAGUAUGAAAUUGAUAGUAUAACAGAUUUUUUCGGCACUCAACCUCAUGGAGUUGGGUAUGCAAUUGAGUAUUUUUUAAAAAAAUAUUCAGAAAAAAAAUUAUUGGAACAUAUUAAAAUAAUUGAACAAGAAUGUUUGAAAAAUAAUACAGAAAUAUAAUUAUUUUUGAUAAUAAAAAACAAUGGUGUAGUUGUGGAUAACUUUAAUGUAAGUUUAUAUAUUUUAAAUUUAUGACUUGUGUAGAGGACCAAUUAGAAUAUAUAUUA
Molecule: messenger RNA, 846 nt
Organism: Sipha flava (yellow sugarcane aphid)
Lineage: Eukaryota; Metazoa; Arthropoda; Insecta; Hemiptera; Aphididae
Product: PRELI domain-containing protein 2-like
Exons: 3
Coding region: 221-739 (172 amino acids)
Source: RefSeq, a predicted model, not a curated record